UCGGUUCACGCUCCCGGCCCGAAUAGGCUCGGGUAUUUCCGCCCGGGCAGGCCGUGCCGCUCGGAACCCUGGCGGCGGUGGAGGCGGGGAUCCCGCGGUGGCGGCGACGGCUGCCGCUGUGUAGCCACUGGGCGGGCUUGGCUCGGCGUGACGGUGGCCGCGGCAGCGGCGGCGGCGGCGGAGACCAGGUCAGCAUCCUUGUCCAGUGAGCAUGGUGGCAGCCUGUGCCUUAGGCUCUCUCAUCUGGUGUGGCCAGAAGAGCCACCAGCCUAGGGUGCCAAUGGCUCCCUGUGUGAGGGAGUGAGCAGCCUGCCCACCCCACCCAUUGAUGGGAGACAUAGUAGCCCAGUGACCUGGACCACACCACCAGUCCCCUUCCACCAGUUGACGGAUGGUGGACAAAACCAUCAGUGGCCCUUGUCAGGGUUGUGGAAUAAUGGAAAGUGAGGCAUGAGCGGCCCUUGUGGUCGCCUGUGAUUGUGGGAAAUAGAGGUCCCAGUACCCGAAGCCAAGCCAGUGGACCGUUCUAGCCACUGCCCUGGCCAAUGGGGCCAGUGGGGCCCCAAGAAGCCACCUGACCAUCCAGACCCCACCCCACCUAGCCAUGGCGGGUGCUGAGGGCUUCCAGUACCGGGCACUGUACCCAUUCCGCCGGGAGCGGCCAGAGGACCUGGAGCUGCUGCCGGGCGACGUGCUGGUGGUGAGCCGGGCAGCCCUGCAGGCACUGGGCGUGUCCGAGGGUGGCGAGCGCUGCCCACAGACUGUGGGCUGGAUGCCAGGCUUCAAUGAGCGCACGCGACAGCGAGGUGACUUCCCUGGCACCUAUGUGGAGUUCCUAGGGCCUAUGGCCCUGGCCCGGCCCGGCCCUCGCCCACGGGGCCCCCGCCCAUUGCCCGCCAGGCCACGCGAUGGGCCCCCUGAGUCAGGCCUCACACUUGCUGACCUGCCAGAACAGUUCUCUCCACCUGAUGUGGCACCCCCUAUUCUGGUGAAGCUUGUGGAGGCCAUUGAACGAACAGGGCUGGACAUCGAAUCCCACUAUAGGCCAGAGCUGCCUGCCCCGCGCACAGACUGGUCGCUGAGCGAUGUGGAUCAAUGGGACACCGCAGCCCUGGCAGAUGGCAUUAAGAGCUUCCUGCUGGCGCUGCCUGCCCCCCUCGUGACACCAGAGGCCUCAGUCGAGGCGCGCCGGGCUCUGCGGGAGGCCGCGGGGCCCCUGAGGCCAUUGUUGGAGCCCCCGACGCUGCCGCUGCACCGCGCGCUCACACUGAGCUUCCUACUCCAGCACCUGAGCCGAGUGGCCCGCCGCGCCCCAGCCCUGGGUCCCGCGGUCCGAUCCCUGAGCACCACCUUCGGGCCGCUGCUGCUGCGCGCGCCACCGCCCUCGCCGCCGCCAGGGGGCGCGCCGGACGGGAUUGAGCCCAAUCCCGACUUCCCUGCACUGCUGGUGGAGAAGCUGCUUCAGGAACAUUUGGAAGAGCAAGAUGUUGCACCCCCAGCGCUGCCACCUAAACCCUCCAAGGCAAAGCCAACACCCACAGGCCUGGCCAAUGGAGGGAGCCCACCCUCCCUGCAAGAUGCUGAGUGGUACUGGGGGGACAUCUCCAGGGAGGAAGUGAAUGAGAAACUCCGUGAUACACCUGAUGGCACCUUUCUGGUCCGAGAUGCAUCCAGCAAGAUCCAGGGGGAGUACACAUUAACCCUCAGGAAAGGUGGGAACAACAAGCUGAUAAAGGUCUUCCACCGUGACGGGCACUAUGGCUUCUCAGAGCCACUCACCUUCUGUUCUGUUGUGGACCUCAUUAACCACUACCGCCAUGAGUCAUUAGCCCAGUAUAAUGCCAAACUGGACACACGGCUUCUCUACCCUGUAUCCAAGUACCAGCAGGACCAGAUCGUCAAGGAGGACAGCGUGGAGGCAGUGGGUGCCCAGCUCAAGGUCUACCACCAGCAGUACCAGGACAAGAGUCGGGAGUAUGACCAGCUCUACGAGGAGUACACACGUACCUCCCAGGAACUACAGAUGAAACGCACAGCAAUUGAGGCCUUCAAUGAGACCAUCAAGAUCUUUGAGGAGCAGGGCCAGACACAGGAGAAGUGCAGCAAGGAAUAUCUGGAGCGCUUCCGGCGUGAGGGUAAUGAGAAGGAAAUGCAGAGGAUCCUGCUGAACUCGGAACGGCUCAAGUCUCGCAUUGCAGAGAUCCAUGAGAGCCGUACAAAGUUGGAGCAGCAGCUGCGAGCACAGGCCUCAGACAACCGGGAGAUCGACAAGCGCAUGAAUAGCCUCAAGCCAGACCUCAUGCAGCUGCGCAAGAUCCGAGACCAGUACCUCGUAUGGCUCACCCAGAAAGGUGCCCGACAGAAGAAAAUCAAUGAGUGGUUGGGGAUCAAAAACGAGACUGAGGACCAGUACGCACUGAUGGAGGAUGAGGAUGAUCUCCCCCACCAUGAGGAACGCACAUGGUACGUGGGCAAGAUCAACCGCACACAGGCUGAGGAAAUGCUGAGCGGCAAGCGAGACGGUACCUUCCUCAUCCGCGAGAGCAGCCAGCGGGGCUGUUAUGCCUGCUCUGUGGUGGUGGACGGUGACACCAAGCACUGCGUCAUCUACCGUACAGCCACCGGCUUUGGCUUCGCAGAACCCUACAACCUGUAUGGGUCAUUGAAGGAGCUGGUGUUGCACUACCAACACGCCUCGCUGGUGCAGCACAAUGAUGCACUUACUGUCACCCUCGCUCACCCUGUGCGUGCCCCAGGCCCUGGCCUGCCACCUGCUGCCCGCUGAGCACCACUGAGAACCCAGCGCUGAGCAGAGCCACCCCUGGACUACAGGACAGACCAGCCACAUCCAGGGGUCUCCAUCUUGCUUGCUCUCUCUUCUUUUGGGUUCUCUCAGCAUCUCUCUUUUUUUUUCUUUUUCUACAAGCCUCUCUCCCUCUUUCCCUUCCUGUCUGUCUCUAUUUCCAUCUGUCUCUGUCUCUUUCUGUCUCCAUAUUGGGGGGGUCUUACCUGCCCCCCUUCUCCUUGGGCUUUGCCCUCCCUGUGGCUCUGGCCACCCUGACCCUCUGCCCUGCUCACCCCACCACAGGCCCCUGGGGUCCGGAAAGCCCCUCCUGGCUACACCUGCCAUGUUUACAGAGGCCCCUGAGCUGUGCGGCCCCAGCCUGGGUGCCCCAAUUUUUAAGCCAUAGACCUGGGGUCAGGGCAGGAAGGAACUUCCCUCCGCUGCUUCCAAGAACCUUGGCCGUGACAUUCGGGGCUGGGCGGGACCUGCCCCGAUGGACCCCAACUUCCCCUCCAAACCUAGAAGUGAAACCUGCUGCCGACUUACCCCAUGAUGGGGCGACUAUGAGAAGUUCCCCCACCCCACAGACAAAUAAUUAAAAAUAAAGUUGUGAGCUGGCCCCACCUCCCCAGGGAAUCACAGCCCACACCCCCUGCUGGUGUGGCCUAAGUGGCUGAGAUGUGCAACACUGCCCACAGCGCCUCCAGUGGAUGCAGAUUUAGGGCUCUUCUUCGAUCAUGUUGGGUUUUGAUUUUAUUUUCCCUUCACUACAAAACCCUCUUUUCUCUUUUGGGACAAGAGCCCUGGUUUUCUAUGCUGCCUGUGGCCGCCACACUGCCUGCCUGGCUCAGCCAGGAGGCAGGUUUUGUACGGUACGUUGUUAUUGAUAAGGAUAUAAAACAUUGAACAUGGUGGUUGA
Molecule: messenger RNA, 3704 nt
Organism: Nycticebus coucang (slow loris)
Lineage: Eukaryota; Metazoa; Chordata; Mammalia; Primates; Lorisidae
Gene: PIK3R2
Product: phosphoinositide-3-kinase regulatory subunit 2
Exons: 16
Coding region: 605-2785 (726 amino acids)
Biological process (GO): phosphatidylinositol phosphate biosynthetic process; insulin receptor signaling pathway
Cellular component (GO): phosphatidylinositol 3-kinase complex
Molecular function (GO): protein binding; 1-phosphatidylinositol-3-kinase regulator activity
Source: RefSeq, a predicted model, not a curated record